ACACUGACGCUCCGUGCUGUUAGAGCUACACUCAUUCUGCUGUGCCAGCCUCACACACCAGCCUCACGCUCUUAUCAAGUGCUGGAGAGGGUCACAUGACUACAAAAUGGUGGAGGCUGUCGGUGGGUGAGCCGAGCAUCUCUGUAGCUGCACAGAGGAACGGAGAGAAACGCAGAAGACUCACACACACACUCAUGAUCUCUGAAACCUGGAGCAGGAGCGAGAGAGCUUGAAAGGAAAGGAGAAGUGUGUAUCAGCAGUGAUCCCCCCUCCCCUUUCCCCCCGGUGAUGAGGGGAUGGAGCAGCCUUCUGAACACAAGAUGAGCUCUGAGGGGGCAGAAGGCCGACCAGCUCCUCCCACUAGUCUGCCACUAAAGGGUGAUGGAGGCGGCUCUCAACGGAAAAAGCUGUCCGCCCCUCGGAUCAGCCUCUCGCUGGAUCAAAGUGAAGACGACCUGUUCGACACCCCUGAUGACCUAGACAUUAAUGUGGACGAUUUGGACACACCUGACGAAGCUGAUGUCCUGGACUACACUGAUCACGAGUUGGACUGGGAAGAACCUCAGGAAUCCCAGAGAGCUCCAGUGAAGCAGGAGACCGAACCCGUCCCUACAUACAGCUCAGAGGAGGAGCGACAGGACUCCAAACUCUGGAGGACUGUCAUCAUUGGGGAACAGGAGCACCGCAUCAAUAUGAAGUGUAUUGAACCCUACCAAAAAGUCAUCUCCCAUGGAGGCUACUACGGAAAUGGUGCGAAUGCCAUUAUUGUGUUUGCUGCUUGCUUCCUUCCGGACAGCGAUAGUGAGGACUACCAUGAGAUAAUGGAGAACCUCUUUCUGUAUGUGAUCAGCACGUUGGAGCUGAUGGUAGCGGAGGACUACAUGAUCGUCUACCUGAAUGGGGCCACUCCUCACAGGAGGACGCCUGGCCUCGGCUGGCUGAAGAGGUGCUACCAGAUGAUCGACAGGAGGCUCCGAAAGAACCUGAAAUCCUUUAUUAUUGUUCAUCCUUCAUGGUUUAUCAGGACUAUCCUAGCCAUCACCAGACCUUUUAUCAGUUCAAAGUUCAGCAGUAAGAUUAAGUAUGUGAACAGCUUAGCAGAGCUGGAAGAGCUCAUCCCUAUGGAAUAUGUCCAUAUUCCUGAAUGCAUCAUCAAAACAUGUCGAGAUGGGAGGGUGGGCAGUGGGCACGAGGAUCGAAAAGCUGCACAGAGGAUGCAAAAAAAGAGGUUGGAGGUUGAAGGACUCGACGAGGAGCUACAGGAAGCUGGAGAGAACUCAAAAAUCAACAGUUUUCUCCAGGGACCUGAUGUGCCACAACCUAUAGCUCAACCCAGUGCAAGCAGCUCCUAAACCGAGGACACAAUGAAGGAAUGCAUGGCCAGUGUGCGUGCGUGUGUGUGUGUGUAUAUAAUAAGAGAUAACGUGAAUAUUCGAAAGCUGGAUUCUACACACUCAAUAUCCACUGCCCAAACACACUUCCUCACCCACAUCAGCUCAUUAGACAGCUCGUUAGAACGUACUACUGUUCUCAUGAAUCGGUUUCCAGCAUAGACCAGUUACAGCCAAGCAUCAUCUCUCAGAUGGACCACAGAUUUCAGAAAUCACUCUUAUUUUACUUUACAUCUUCUCGCAAUAUGCCUUUCUUUUAUCUUCUUUUCGAUAUGCAUGGGAAGCAAUAAUAUCAUGUUGGACAUCUCACUUCAUACAUAUUAUACGAUGUCAUACGAUAGCGUUUAUAGAAUAAGAACAACACCUCGUCUUCAGUAUCUUCACUCAGUUUUGCUUUGAAAUCAUGAACAUUGGAAUUUUUAAUUUUUUAAUUUUUUUUUUUUUUUUUAGCAAAAAUGCUUAAAUAGUCUUUUACCUCUUUGUAGAUAUUGAUGUUAUGAACUGCAAAAAAGAUCAUUACGAAUACAAUGAGGUUACAUAUCAGCACUUGUUAAGCCUCACCAGCAAACUUUUAUUUCUAACCUCAGGGGUGGACAAAUCAUACACUUAUCAACUAGCAGACCAGACACCAGACAAUUAAGUUCUAGUGACCUGCGCAGUCUUAUGUUUUCAGGAAUGUUUAUCCAGAAAUCUAACUGGCCAGGCUAAUAAAAAAUGUUAGCUAAAACGUAUGGCAAGUUAGUUAGUUAGCUAAGUGUAGUAAUACAGAAUAAGGGCAGAAACAAUCUACAUGAACGCAUACACUUUGCAAUGCAAGCUCAAGCUGCGUUCUGAGCGUUGCAGCAAGGGGGCGCUAUAAUCACCUAAUGGCGGAGGUUAGUUUCUACCUGUCAGCUGUCAUAGCAGACGAGCAGUUUGAGUCUCUUGGAGAGCUGGUUAGUUCAUAUAAACAAAUACGAUAUGGAAAAAUGGAAAGAAAAAAAAAGAAUGAAAGUACAUUCUAAUCGAACAGCAAGUUGAAAAUGGAAACGACUUUGGGACAGAUUUGUCCGAGUCACGAAAACGAUGGAAGGAUGUCCAUAUCUGUACUGCUGUGUCCAGCUUUCAUGAGAAACAUUAUAUAUAUGAUACGGCAUCGCUUCUGCACGCCAAUUGAAUUGAAAAUGCCUGACAAGAUAUUGCGAGUUCUGACAAAGUAGUCAUCAAGAGAGAAUGGAAACAACUUCGGGACUUCUUGUAAAAGACGAAAGGAUGUCCAUAGCUGAAACCUUGCGAGUAGCUAUGGGUAUAUAUGUCUGUACAUUUUAAUGAUUCAGUAAACGUGACCAUACACAACAGGAGUGUGUGUUAGUAAAGAUUUGGAUGGGCGUUGUCAUUUGUGUUCGCAUAGAUAUAGAUAAGUAGUGUUUGUUCUGGCCCUAAAAUGGACACGAAUAAGUGUAUGAUUAUUAUCCUCGUCUAACAAUGUAUUCAAUGUUGUGUUUUUGAAAUCGACAGAAACUCAGCAAGUUGUUGGACGACAUGGUUUUAGCUAUGCAAUGUCCUUGCGGUGCAGAUAAAAAUAUUAUAGGAGUCUGGCUAGUUUCAAAACAUUUUUCUCUCAAUAUGCUUAACCGUGUUUUGUUAAGCACAAAGGCUUUGCUCUGCACUUUAUUGUGCUCACUUGUAACAGUGUUUCUGAUUCUGAGAAAAAAAAGUUGUCAUCCGUGUAUGCUUGUUAAUCCGCUUAGUAAUAAACGUUCUACCUUAAGCUAGAUUGGGUGAUGGCUGAUGUGUGUAGUGCAGCAGGUCGGUGGGAUUCAGAGUGAGUAGCUUGUUUAAACACAUAGAUACACCAAAUGAAAGGUUUUGUUUCGCCAAAGUAAAUAAGAAAUGUUUUUUUGUUUUUUUUUUCCUUUUGCUACUUAUUAAACCUACUUGUCCAAUGAGGAACUAUAAAGGAAAACUGAAUAACCUGGAUAUGGAAUUUGCUUGUCCAAGGUGUCCAGGUUACUGAUUUGUCCACCCCUGUAACCUCGUCUUCUGCCUGUAGUGUUUAAUCUUAAAAAAAAAAAAAAAAACCCAGCCAAAAUGCAAAAGUGAUUUCUUGAAAACCUCAAUGUCUGUGUGUGUGUGUUCAGUCGCAGUGUUUGCUACGUGGAAUAUAUUGUAUACAACAAUCAAAUUAGUGGAGUAAAUCCAGACAGCAUGCAGAUUCAGAUUCCUAACACGUCUAUGGAAUCGAUGUAGCUCCUGUGUCUACGUACUGUAUGAACACCUCGUUGUACGUGAGUGUGAAUGUGUGCGAGUUUGCUGUAGGUGUGAUUGUGUUUCGGUUGUGAGUUUGUGUGCUGUUAGGUCUCUCAGGUUGCUGUAAACAGGAAAUGACCUCAUAGGUGGAUUAAAGACAAUGCAACUGCAGAGCACAAUAUCUACAUUUUUGUGGUGUGUGUGUGUGCGCGCGGGUGUGUGUGCGGGUGUAGGCAUGUCAGUGCAUGCCUCAUAGUUGUUAAUAUAUUUACAAAAUGUGGUCAUAUGGAAUAAAGCUAAACAAUUUAUUGGAUAGAACCAGAGGCCUUGUAAAAUAAUACUGACGACAUCAAUAAAUUUACCUCUAAUCUAA
Molecule: messenger RNA, 3993 nt
Organism: Ictalurus furcatus (blue catfish)
Lineage: Eukaryota; Metazoa; Chordata; Actinopteri; Siluriformes; Ictaluridae
Gene: prune2
Product: prune homolog 2 with BCH domain
Exons: 12
Coding region: 297-1352 (351 amino acids)
Biological process (GO): apoptotic process
Cellular component (GO): cytoplasm
Source: RefSeq, a predicted model, not a curated record